ACCCCUGACCCCCGAGCGAGCCAGCGUUAUGGCGGCCGCGCUGCGGCGGGCGUUCGAGUCGCGGCUCCGGCUGUGGGCGGCCCGGGCAGCGGCCCGAGGAGAGGCCCGGGCACAGGCCCUGGACAGGCAGCCCUGUCGGGGUUAUAAGAUGACACCCUCAGACGAUGAACUGUACCAGCGCACGAGAAUGAACACUCUGGAGCGAGACUCGCAGAAUGUCAUGUUCAUCGAUGGUUAUAGCAAGCACGGCUUCUCUAUUAAUGGGAACCGAGUCUUUGGCCCGUGUGCAGUGAUUCCACAGGCAGUCCUACAGUGGGAUGUUGGAAGUUACAAAGACAUCAGUGAGGACAGUCUUGCUCUGUUUUACAUACUGGAGCCUAACAUAGAGAUUCUGGUUUUGGGUAUGGGUGAUCGAAUCCAGAGACUGGACCCCAAACUGUUGAUGUUUAUGAAGAGCAAGGGCAUCGCUGUGGAGAUACAGGAUACAGUGAGUGACCCAACCCAGAGACAUAACGAUGGGGCAGGAGACCAAACGCCUGUGCGACCUUUAACUUCCUAACCAGUGAGAAAAGAUGCACAGCAGCUGCACUGAUCCCACCUCUCUACCUCUCUACCGAGCUGAUGUAACUCGCAGUAGUGUUUGAGGAACCUUUCUCCAAUUGUACAGAGUAAUUAAACUGUUUGUGUCAA
This is a messenger RNA of Carcharodon carcharias (great white shark), 690 nucleotides long. RefSeq names its product NADH dehydrogenase [ubiquinone] 1 alpha subcomplex assembly factor 3-like. The record is from RefSeq and is a predicted model, not a curated record. The coding region runs from base 29 to 559 and encodes 176 amino acids. The transcript is spliced from 5 exons. Gene Ontology annotation, biological process: mitochondrial respiratory chain complex I assembly. Gene Ontology annotation, cellular component: mitochondrial inner membrane. Lineage: Eukaryota; Metazoa; Chordata; Chondrichthyes; Lamniformes; Lamnidae.